AUGCAGGAUUGGGACGAGUAUAUUGAAUUGAAGACGAUGAAAGGUCCAUCUGGCCAUGACUUCCUCGAGGAAGAGUUGAACAUUCCCACAUGGUGUGAUCAAUGUGGAGAAAUUUUAAACAUAUUUGAGGGCAGUCUGAAGGUCAACUCCAAACUCCAUAGAGGAUUGAAAGAAUGCAAUGGGUAUGCUGUCCAACUUUCAGAUGAAGUGAAAGAACUGAAGUGUACGAUCUAG
Messenger RNA from Darwinula stevensoni, 234 nucleotides. The record is from the annotation of a GenBank genome assembly. Lineage: Eukaryota; Metazoa; Arthropoda; Ostracoda; Podocopida; Darwinulidae.